Beta vulgaris subsp. vulgaris (sugar beet) is the source of this 5274-nucleotide messenger RNA. Its product is annotated as ABC transporter C family member 14. The coding region runs from base 183 to 4790 and encodes 1535 amino acids. The transcript is spliced from 12 exons. Lineage: Eukaryota; Viridiplantae; Streptophyta; Magnoliopsida; Caryophyllales; Amaranthaceae. The record is from RefSeq and is a predicted model, not a curated record. Gene Ontology annotation, molecular function: ATP hydrolysis activity; ATP binding; ABC-type transporter activity. Gene Ontology annotation, cellular component: vacuolar membrane; plant-type vacuole. Gene Ontology annotation, biological process: transmembrane transport.
AAUAAUGAUAACUUUCUGAUCUCCCCCUUUUUUAAUCUGCCAAAUCUCUUUUCAUAAGCAGAUAUUUUUCAUCAAUCACUUCAUUCACAUUCACAUUAGCUGAAGAAACCCUGAGUAAUCUGUAUGGCAUAUAAAAACAUCUUGUCUAAAGACUUUAUGUGCUAAAGAAGGAAAGUUUUUAUAUGAUGGGUAAUCUUGGGAGUGAAAUACUGUCACUUGUUUACAAUUCAAGGUGGUAUAGUAUGAUGAUAUCUUCAGAUUCUUGGCUCACAACUCUCAAAUGUUCACCUUCAAAUACCAACAUAAUUGAGCCUUCAGAUACCUUCAUGCAAGUACUUCAAUGGCUAAGAUUCAUUUUUUUCUCUCCAUGUCCUCAAAGACUUGUUUUAUCAUCCAUAAAUUUCUUGUUUCUAUUGAUUUUGAUCUUAUUUGUUGUUCAAAGGCUCAUUUCCAAGUUCAACUCUAGGAGAAAUCCCACUUCAACAAUCAAUAAACCUCUUUUAGAAACACAUAAUAAUAAAAUACUUCAUGUUAAGAUUACUAUAUGGUUCAAAUUAUCUUUGAUUUCAGCUGCUUUCCUUGCUGUUUUAUACUUUGUAUUGAGUAUAUUACUCUUGAUGGGAAGUAAAGGAAGCUCGAAAUCAUGGCAAUGGAUAGAGGUUAUCUUUAGGAUUGCUCAAGCCUUAACCCAAGUGGCAGUAUUUGUUCUUGUUGCUCAUGAACAAAGAUUUCAUGCCAUUAAACAUCCUAUAUCUCUUAGGAUUUAUUGGGUUGUGCAAUUUGUCCUUGUAUUCGUGUUCUGUGUUUCGGGUUUAACUCGAUUUUUUUCGGUUCAUCAAAAAGUGGAUUCAUAUAUGAGAAUGGAUGAUGUGUUUUCUUUGAUUGGUCUUCCAUUUUCCCUGUUCCUGCUAAUUGUUGCCUCUCAAGAAACUUCUGGAAUUAUUGUGAUUAGAGAACCUGAAGAUGGUUUAGAUACAAGAGCACAAUUAGAUGAACCCAUUGUGGAUGAUCCUAAUAUGAGUGAUUAUGGGGCAGCAAACAUCUAUUCUAAAGCUACAUGGCUUUGGAUGAACACUGUGAUAAAUAAAGGGUACAAAAAUCCAUUAAAGAUCGAUGAUGUUCCUUCGCUUCCUGCUGAUCAUCUAGCUGAGAGAAUGUCGGAGCUCUUCGAGUCAAAUUGGCCUAACCCGGGUGAACAUACAAAGCACGCAGUAGCACUUACCUUAUUCAAGUGCUUUUGGAAGGAAAUUGCCUUCACUGGAUUUCUAGCACUGAUAAAGCUUGGUGUGAUGUAUGUUGGUCCAGUACUUAUCCAAAGCUUUGUUAGUUUUACUUCUGGAAUGGGAAGCUCCCCUUAUGAAGGAUAUUACCUAGUGCUAACCCUUUUAGUUGCCAAAAUAGCUGAAGUACUAAGUUCACAUCAUUUUAACUUUCACUCUCAGAGAAUCGGGUUACUAAUUAGGUCCACCCUUAUAACUGCAUUAUACAGAAAGGGGUUGAAACUAUCUUGCUCUUCGAGGCAGAAUCAUGGUGUUGGUCAGAUAGUGAAUUAUAUGGCAGUUGAUGCUCAGCAGCUAGGUGAUCUUAUGAAUCAGUUGCAUUCCAUUUGGCUGAUGCCACUGCAACUUUUGGCUGCCUUGGUCUUGCUAUACUUGUACAUGGGUGUUUCAACGAUGGCAGCACUCAUCGGAAUUGUUGUUAUAUUAGCUUUUGUGGUAAUACGUACAAAAAAGUGCAAUGUUUUUCAAUACCAAGUCAUGAGGAACAGAGACUCGAGGCUUAAGGCGAUGAAUGAAAUGAUAAAUAAUAUGAGGGUGAUAAAGUUUCAAGCAUGGGAAGACUAUUUUCUGCAAAGAAUUCAAUCUUUUCGCAAACUUGAGUAUGAUUGGUUAUCCAAAUUUGCAUAUACUGUUGCUGCCAAUAUGACUGUGCUUUGGAGCGCGCCUCUUGUGCUUUCCGUGCUUGUGUUUGGGGUUGCAACUUGGAUGGGAGUGUAUCUUGAUGCUGCCACUGUAUUCACGGCAACUACAAUAAUGAAGAUCCUGCAGGAGCCAAUCAGGAACUUCCCUCAGUCUUUGAUACAAAUUUCUCAGGCAAUGAUUUCACUUGGAAGAUUAGAUGGUUACCUGAUGAGCCCAGAAUUGGAUGAAGGGGCAGUAGAGAGAGUCGAAGGGUGUGAAGAUGACAUUUCCGUUGAAGUGAAACAAGGGAGCUUCUCUUGGGAAGAUGAGGCAACUGAAGAAACCUUGAAAGGGUUGAAUCUUCAGGUUAAGAAAGGGCAACUGGCCGCCAUCGUUGGGACUGUUGGAUCUGGAAAAUCUUCAGUACUAGCUGCCAUUCUUGGUGAAAUGCACAAAACCUCUGGAAAGGUUAGAGUGUGUGGUUCCACUGCAUAUGUGGCACAAACAUCAUGGAUACAGAAUGCAACAAUUCAAGAAAACAUUCUAUUUGGACAGCCAAUGAACACAGAGAAAUACAAGGAAGUUAUUAGAGUUUGUAGCUUGGAAAAGGACUUGGAAAUCAUGGAAUUUGGUGAUCAGACGGAGAUUGGAGAGCGCGGGAUCAACUUGAGUGGUGGCCAGAAGCAAAGGAUACAACUUGCCAGAGCAAUUUAUCAGGAUUGUGAUGUAUAUCUUCUCGAUGAUAUUUUCAGCGCUGUUGAUGCACAUACUGGUUCCGAGAUAUUCAAGGAGUGCGUAAGGGGAGCUCUCAAAGAUAAAACCAUUCUUCUUGUAACCCAUCAAGUUGAUUUCUUGCAUAAUGCUGAUCAUAUAUUUGUGAUGCGAGAUGGAAUGAUUGUACAAUCAGGAAAAUACAAUGAGCUUCUAGAAGCAGGUUUGGAUUUUGGUGCUCUUGUUGCCGCCUAUGAAAAUUCCAUGGACCUUGUGGAGAUGAGCACACAACCGUCCGAUGACCAAUCAGAAGAAACUCCUAAGUCUCCAAUCAGCAAAAGCAAAUCACUAGAAAGAGUCAAGUCUGAGAAGAAAGAACUGAAGAAAUCCGAAUCUCAAAAGGGUACUUCUAAGCUCGUUGAAGAUGAGGAAAGAGAAACUGGACGGGUUAGCCUAGAAGUAUACAGGCAGUAUUCUACUGAAGCUUUCGGGUGGUGGGGAGUGGCUGCAGUGAUAUUAGUUUCUCUCUUUUGGGUUGCAUCGUUAAUGGGUAGUGAUUAUUGGCUAGCAUAUGAGACUUCAGAAGAUCACACUUUUACUCCUCGCUUGUUCAUUUUUGUUUAUGCAAUUGUUGGUGUCAUAUCCUGUCUCUUUGUGAGUGCGCGAGCCUUGCUUAUUACAUUUUUGGGACUUAAAACUGCUCAGAGCUUCUUCAACCAGAUCCUUGACAGCAUCCUCCAUGCUCCUAUGUCAUUUUUUGACACUACUCCUUCCGGAAGAAUUCUGAAUCGAGCAUCAACAGAUCAAACCAAUGUUGAUCUCUCAAUCCCAUUAUUCUUGGGCAUGACAAUUGUAAUGUAUUUCAAUUUGCUGAGCAUUGUGGUGGUUACAUGCAUAUAUGCUUGGCCUACAAUUUUCCUCAUCAUUCCCUUGACAUGGGUGAAUCUUUGGUAUCGGGGGUACUACCUAGCAAACUCACGUGAGCUGACUCGUUUAAGUUCCAUCACAAAAGCCCCUGUCAUCCAUCAUUUCUCAGAAACAGUUUCAGGUGUUAUGACAAUUCGCUGCUUUAGGAGGCACGCAUUGUUUAGUAAGCAGAAUAUUGACAAGGUGAACGUGAACCUUAAGAUGGAUUUCUAUACCAAUGGAGCGAAUGAGUGGUUAGGCUUCCGCUUAGAGUUCAUUGGAAGUGUAGUCCUUUGUAUUGCCACUUUGUUCAUGAUUAUCUUGCCCAGCAGCAUCAUCAAGCCAGAGUAUGUGGGUCUGUCUCUUUCAUAUGGGCUUCCACUCAAUGGUGUCCUAUUUUGGACUAUAUAUAUGACUUGCUUUGUUGAGAAUAAAAUGGUCUCCGUUGAGAGGAUAAAACAGUUUAUCACACUCCCCUCUGAAGCAGCAUGGGAAAUUAAAGAGUGCCUACCUUCACCAAACUGGCCAAAUCAUGGACACAUUGAACUAAAGGACUUGCAAGUGAGGUAUCGGUCAAACACCCCACUUGUUCUGAAAGGCAUCACAAUUGGCAUAAGAGGAGGUGAGAAAAUUGGGGUUGUUGGUCGCACCGGGAGUGGAAAGUCUACCCUUAUUCAAGUAUUCUUCAGGCUUGUUGAGCCUUGUGGAGGAAAGAUAGUUAUUGAUGGUGUCGAUAUCUGCAAGAUGGGCCUCCAUGAUCUAAGGUCUCGCUUUGGGAUCAUUCCACAAGAGCCAGUACUUUUUCAAGGAACAGUCAGAAGCAAUGUGGAUCCACUUGGUCUAUAUUCUGAGGAAGAAAUAUGGAAGAGCCUAGAGCGCUGCCAACUUAAGGAUGUCGUUUCUGCAAAGCCAGAAAAGCUUGAUGCUCCAGUGGCGGAUGGAGGAGAAAAUUGGAGUGUUGGUCAGAGACAGCUUAUGUGCUUGGGAAGAGUCAUGCUCAAGAAAAGCCGGAUUUUGUUCAUGGAUGAAGCAACCGCUUCUGUCGACUCUCAAACAGAUGCUACGAUUCAAAAAAUUAUUAGAGAAGAUUUUGUAAGCUGUACAAUAAUCACUAUUGCUCACAGAAUACCCACUGUUAUGGACUGUGACAGAGUAUUAGUCAUUGAUGCAGGAUGGUCUAAGGAAUUCGAUACACCAUCUAGGCUACUCGAGAGGCCCUCACUCUUUGGGGCACUGGUUCAAGAGUACUCCAAUAGAUCGUCUGAGCUAUAAGUGAGCUUCGAGUAUUCGGUUCAAGAUUCAAUAAGUACUCAUGGUUCCCGAAUUAGCCUGGAUGAAAAAGUCUACAGUACCACAAGUUUGACAGGAAUUUGGAAGUUGGAUUCCUAAUUUUGGCUAGUUUUGUGAAGAAUAUGAAUCAAUUAGUACUUUAGUAGGAAAAUGACAUGUUUAUAUUUUGUUAGAUUACCCCCCCCCCCCCCUUCCAUUUUGCUGUCUCUUUUGAGGGUUGUUGAAGAAUAGUUACUUGUUCAUUGUGGUUGAUCAUUUGACCACUAAUGUGAUAGGAGUAGGCAAAAGAGGUACUAGUUGAGGCCUGUUCAUGACCUUUUUCAACUUUUUUUUUUUUACUUCCUUUGAUAUAAUAAGUUAAGGGUGAGUUUAUCAUUGGUCUAAACACAAACUUUUGUCAAUACUUUGUCCAUCCAUAUUUCAAGAGGUGAUAUACUGAUAUGUUAGAGCAGUGCUAACCCCGAAA